Molecule: messenger RNA, 4855 nt
Organism: Mercenaria mercenaria
Lineage: Eukaryota; Metazoa; Mollusca; Bivalvia; Venerida; Veneridae
Product: decapping and exoribonuclease protein-like
Exons: 7
Coding region: 154-1104 (316 amino acids)
Biological process (GO): nuclear-transcribed mRNA catabolic process; NAD-cap decapping
Cellular component (GO): cytosol; nucleus
Molecular function (GO): mRNA 5'-diphosphatase activity
Source: RefSeq, a predicted model, not a curated record
UGUGUGCUUAAACAUUAGCGUGUCUUUUCAUGUUGACGAGAUGGGUUUUUUUUUUCUCUAUUAUUUUUCUACAGUAUGAUUUUUUUUUAAUUCUUCAAAGAAUAUUUCUUAUGCUUUGUGCGUCCUAAAUACGUUGUUCUUAACACAGCCAAUAUGGGAAAGAAAUUUAAAACUUGUACAAAUUAUCAGAGCCAACAACACUUGGACGAACAGAGUGACCAAGAACUAAAUGGUGUUCAAAUGAAGCUAAGUAAAAUGAAGGUUUCUAACGAGGAUGGUUCAGAAACUAGUGUGCCAUGUGAUAUUACACCUGACAGAAAAACAAGAAACCUUGACACAGAUUUUGUUUGUCGGCGAGGAUUACUGGCAAAAAUAAUGCGUACACCAUACGAAAAAAAGGAAGACUGGCUCAUAGCUGUGACACUUUAUAACGGGACUUAUUAUAUGGACGAUAUUGAGACUGAACAGAGAAAAAAGGACGAAGCAAAAUGGAAUGGAAGGGAAAUGUGUUGCUGGGGUUGGAAGUUUGAACAAUAUCUAACAGCAGAUUCCAAAGAUGGAGUACCGGAUCCAGACGCACAAUACAAUAACUGUGAAGCAUUCUACACUGUUGUUGAAGCACAACUGAACAAUCAUUCACUAGUGUUUUCCGGUGAAGUAGACGCUCUAAAUGUUGAAGAAGAAAAAGGUAGCUACUACGUGGAAUUCAAAACAAAUAGCGAAAUCACACGCCCAAGACACGAAAACAAGUUUAAGAGGUUCAAGUUAAUGAAAUGGUGGGCACAGAGCUAUAUCAUGGGCGUGCAAGAAAUAGUCUGUGGCUUUAGGGGCGGUAACGGAAUAGUACACAGACUGGAAUUCUACAAUACACAAGAACUGCCAAGCCUUGCAGCAGAGAGUUUACAGAAUCCAUGGAAACCAAACGUGUGCUUUAACUUCUUGGACCAGCUUCUGUCGUCUAUCAAAUCCAACAUAAAAACGGAUGACCACAAAAUAGUUCAUAUACUAAGUUGGUCCCCAAGGCAACCAGUCCGGUGCAGUCAACCGCUAGUGGACUCGGAACACAAUUUUUUUCCAGACUGGUACACAGAGGCUGUGAAAUAGUUUAAAACUCAGUUCUCAGAAUGUUCAUAAAUUUUAUAUUUAAUACUAAGAGUGAUUUUUAUUGAAUAUCAUCUUAUUUUUACUUUAAAAUAGUUACUUUACAGUAACUUACAAAAGUUUUGAAUUGAAUUUGUGUGAAGGCCCACUUGUAUACGCUAAAUAGUACAUUUUGUAUAGGUCUACUAACUUCUGUUUAAACAUUCAGUCUAGGCAUAUAAAUGUAAUGUUAUUUUCAAAGCAACAAGCUUUCUGCACAUAGAGUGAUAUAUCAAGUCUUUAGGUGUUAAAAUACUUCCAAGUAAAUAGGGUCACGGAACAUCUGCCCUACUGAUACAAGGUAAAUUCAUACUACAUGUAUAUCAAAACAAAAAGAAUAUCAAAGGAAAUUUUACAUUAUGUAUAACCUUGUUGUAGCUUAUGGUAAUUACAAUAUAUCAUGUCUAAAAAUAUUAUAGCAUUAUGAUAAACUGAUGCUUAUAUUCCUGUUGGUUUAUUUUACUAGUAUGUGUAAUUGAGUGUGUGUGGCAGAUAUUUUAUUGUACAGUCUCUAAUUUCAUUAUUUCUUCAAAUACUUUUUUCUAGACAUAUAUGUAUAUUUGUAGGACAUUUGCCCCAAAUGAAAAAUGAACUACUGGUCAUUUGCCCCAGUUGAAAUGGCAGAUAGGACAUUUGCCCCAAAUUGCUUAGUUUUGGAAUGGACAUUUGCUCCCCCACCCCCCACAUCCGAUAUUUUUGUCCUAUAUGCCAGUAUAUAACUAUGUUUUUUGUUGUUUUAUUAUCAGAAUUACUCUAAAAGGCAAUUUUCAUUUCAACAACUGUUUUAUAGAUAAUUAUAUGAUAAAUAUGUUAAUUACUUUCAGAUGUUAAUGUAAAUAAUAGCAUAUUAUUGAGUAGUAAAUUUUGAUUUGAUUUGGGUUUUAUGGCGCACUAACACAGUAUAGGUUAUAUGGCGCCAAACAGGACUACAAAUUUUGAUUUCACAUCUCAUUUACACCGAAAUAAAAACAUGAGGGAUGGAAUCAAAAUUUGUAUACCUGCUAGAGACUUACAGCAAAACCAAGUGUUAAGACCCUAUUAAUCGCCUCUUACGAUCAUGCAAGGGUAAGACAGUGGUUCCAAUUCUUUUCAUACACAGAUCGUCCCAAAACCACAUGGGGUGAGUAGUGCUCAUAACAGCGUUAUAAUUUCUACAUUAGUGUAUGUCCGGAUCCUAUAUGUAUAAACAAAGACAGUGAUUUUUCUUGCUGUCUGUGUAACCAGGUUUUUCAAAGUUUGAAACAGGGUCAUUAGAUUUUCGAUGUUGUUGGGUUAUUGAUGGAUAUAUUAUGACGCUUCCUUUUUCAUACAUAUUUAUAUUAUGUAAUGUGUCAUAAUAUAUGAAUACAAUUAUUAGUCAAUGAAAACACAGUAUGUCAAAAAUUUUGACUUUCAUAACCAAAUUUAGUAUCAAAAUAAUUGUCUUUGAAUCAGGAUUAUGUUUAUCAUAAUUUCAAUAUUCAGUUUAAAAUUUGAACUUUGUUCCAAAUAUUUUAAAACUAACAAAAGUUUUAAUACAUAUUUUUCUUAAAAUAUUGUCAGGCAUAUUAGACAGCUUAUUCUAACACGAUCCGCAGCAAUUGCUAUAUAAACAUAUAGUGAAAUCGCCUAUACAUGAAUCUACGAUAAAAUAUGGUUGGCUGUUACAUUUCACCCCCUAUGAUUGUAACAUAAGAGAUUCUACUUCAGUUCCAUUACAUACGAAUUAUUUCAGGGCCAAACGGUUGAAAACAGCAUUUCAAAAACAUAAAUAUAAUAUGAACUUAGGUGCUACCUAGAAGGCAGAGCUCCCUUGAAAAAUCACCAGUGCCCCUUGAAAAUUAAAGGAGUGCUGCUGGAAUGACCUGGAAUUAUGGAUCCGUUUUAGGAAGUUUAUGUUCUUUAAGAUCUAUUAAAAUUUUCAUGAAUUAAUGAUAAUUCCUGAUUUCUGAAUGAAUGUCUUAGAAUGCAUUAAGAUUAAAUCUAAAGAAAGUUACAGUUCUUUUUAGAAAGAAUAAUGUGUCCAACUUUAAGGCAAAAUACUGCUAUGAUAGACCUCUGGUAUGGGAGAAUGAAAAUCAUUUACAUGUACAAAGCUGUUUAAAAACCAAAAGACUAGCUUUGUACAUGUAAAUGAUGAGAAUUUUACCCAGAGAAAAUCACUUUUUUGCCGAAAUUCUCGAAAACUUCUGUUUUAUUUACUGAACUGCGAAGUUAACAUUUUUAUGGUUAAUCUUUUAGCACAACUGAUACAGAUUAGGAAUGGUAGUUACUAGUAGGAGCCUUUUUGAUGUUUAUUGAUAAUUCAUAGUCAAUAGUUUUUUUUUUUGUAAUAAACUCUGGUCAGUGAUUUUUAAGCUUGUGGAUGAAAUAUAUGUUAACAGGGAGAAGAGCAUUUUGUGCUUUUCACAGUUCAAUGCCUGUAAAUUUUGAUCCAAAAACCUUUUUUUUUUUUUUUUUAAAAAAAAAGUUUUAUCUACUGACUACUGUAGGCUACAGACAGUACUACAUUGGAAUCUGACAUCACUAACAAAACACUUGUUAAAUAUCACAUGAAUGACUUUAUUGUUUUUACAAUACUUUCAAAACCCAUAAUAAAUAAAAUAAAAAAAAACUGAAAUAAAAAAGAAAUUAAAAAAAAAAAAAGACGCUUCUGGUGAGGAUCGAACUCCCGACCUGUGGAUUUCAACGCGACCUCGCUAACCAAUGCACCAGUGUGGAAGUAUGACGUCAUCACCACAAAUAUAAGUAUACUGGGUAUACCAAUUACCGGGAGUCUUAUAUUCAGUGGACUCUAUUUAUAACAAAAUGAUUUUAUGAAAGGAUAAAUUUUAUUCUGUUUGAUUAAUUUAUAUUUUAGCUUUAGACUUUUGGGAAAAAAAUCGUCAAAACACCAGGUAAAAGUUCCACUAUUGUCAUUCAAAGAACAGAGGUGGGGAAUUUUAGUAUUUUCUGGCAUAUACCUAUUACCGUGAAUUUCAACUUUCAGUCUAAAGCAGUUGUUAAAUUGAACUAAGACAAAGAAAGCAUUUCUAUUUUACAAUGGGCCAAACUAAAUAUGAAAAAGAUAUGGCAGAAGUAAGCAACUUCAUUGAAAAUUUGUGGUGAAAAAUUGCAAAGUUUAACCAUAAUGAGCAGUCACUUAGCUAAAUUCCUUAAUUUCUGGGAUCAGUGUGAAAUAAAAAGAAAGACACUCCAAUUUACAAAAAUAGUUUUGCUAAAGAUCUAAGCACAUUGAGCAUAAAUAAUGAGAGAAAAAUUGUAAAGCAAUUUUCAUGUUAAGUAUUAAAACAGGACAUUCACGGUAAUAUGUAUAUCCCGGUAAUUGGUAUACCCAGUAUAUAUAUAAUAAACUUCAGUUGCGGCAGCGUGACGAAAAUCGUUUCACAUUGAAAAUAUUGUAUUUUACCUUUCUUUCUUCGUAGAAAAUGUAUUUAGCACUAAAUUCUUAUUAUCAGGCGCUAAUUUACAUUUUUAUUCAACGUUCAAAGCAGUAAGCGAAACGCUUUUGUCAACUGUAAACAACAAGCGUCUAUUGACGUCUUACUGAUUAAUUACUAUGAGCAUUGCGUACUGGAAGAAACCCGAACAACACCGAUUCCAAAAACUUACCACGAAUUUUCAACUCGAUAGUAAUGUCUGUACACAGUUUUAUUCAUUUUCUUUUUCACACGUCUAACCGUAAUGCGACGCUGUCGGCGCCGCUUUGCGGCGCCGGUAGCUCUGCUAAUAAAAA